UACAAGGCAAGAGAGUGGAAGGUAUCGCGCGUUUUUCUCGCGGACUUACUCGUCCGCAGGUUUCAUAUGGUUUAGUCGUCGUAAUAUAUUUCGUGGAAUUCAACUUCAAGGACUAGAACCUUUCAGCAAGAAUUCACUACAACGGGUACCUGCCAUCUAUAAAAGUCGCAUCAAUAGGUUCCACCUCUGGCGUGCGCACGAGCAUGAAAGCUUGCGCGGGCGUGGCUUGCGCGAAUGCGCAGCGCCAAAAGGCAGCGAAGCACGAGUGCUGGCACGUGGCAGUGAUCGCCUGCCUACUGGCCUGCCUCGCCUCUGCCCUGGCUCGGUCAUCGGGUUUCCUGUACAUCGGCAUCAUGGAGCAAUACGACGCUGAUCACGCGGAGGCAUCGUGGCCCAUCGCUGUGGCAGCCGUGUUAAACAACAUGGCCGGGCUCGUGGCGGGACCUAUAUGCCAGAAGAUUGGCGCAGUCCCCGUCCUGCAAGCAGGAUGCGUCAUCAUGUGGGUAUCGCUUAUCACCAGCAGCUUUUCCCGAAGCAUUACUGGACUGACAUUCACCAUGGGUGCCUUGUUUGGAAUCGGCUCUGGUACCACGUUCAUUACACUGCACGUCUUAGUGAAUCAGAAUUUCAAGAAAUACAAAGGGCUUGCGCUCGGGAUCAUGUACACCGGCUGUACGGCCUCUGCCUUCAUUUUCCCUAGACUCCUGCUCUUCCUUACCAAUGCCUACGGCUUUCGAGGAAGCAUGCUAAUAUACGGUGGUAUCACGAUGCACGCAACCGCCCUGGCCUUGCUGCUAAAGAAGCCAGACUCGACACACCAUAACAGUGAGCACAAAAAGUCCACGGAUGCAGAAAAGAAAGCGGGGAUCUUUACUGUUGAAAGAAAAGAGAGCAACAAUUUACAAACUCCUGGCGAAGAAGCAACCGCCAACAAGACACCACCGGACCAUACUAGUUUAUUAUACGGUAUGACGGUGUUGAGGAGUCCCAUGCUCUACGUCAUUUUGUUCACGUACACCGUUUUAUUCUUCAACUAUGGCGUGUUUAUGACAACUAUUGUGGACUUUGCCGUCGACCGGGGUUCUUCAGUUGCCAGCGCAGUGAACCUCGUGCCGCUCUUUUCUAUCACGGACACUGUGGGGCGUCUGGGCCUUCCCGUGCUGGCAGACCGUGGAUACAUACGCCGCAGUACUCUGACAAUGCUCAACUAUUCGCUCAUGGCGGUCUGCAUGUUCGCACUGCCUUUCUCUUCGUCGUAUGCUACCCUGCUGGGCGUGUGCAUGUUCGUGGCGCUGUUCCAGGGAUGCGGUAUUCCUCUCUAUCCCGCUCUCAUGGCUGAGUACAUCGGGCUUGAAAGGCUGCCUAUUGGCUACGGCAUCGUGGGAACAGUGGCGGGUCCAUUGUUCCUAUUGAACCCAUUAUACAUUGGCUACUUCAGGGACAAGAGAGGUUCCUACGACGACAUCUAUAAGGUUCAAUCCUUAACCCUAAUUCUGCUUGGAGUCACCUGGAUGAUCGUCGUCUGUGCCGAAAGGAGAAGAAAAGGAACUUCGACCCAAUGCCGCAACAACGGAGAGAACUCGCACAUCGUUUCCAGUUCUUCAUCUCUUCACUCCUCGGGAAAAUAUCAGUCGUUUUCGUGCUCGUAAACAUAAUUCUUUACAGCAAGCGGCCUGCUUGGAACUGUUAAUCGUGACGUGCAAUGCGCGGUUGAGCCACAGAACCGUAACUACUUCUGUGCAGUGCGAUUCCUUAUGGCGCCAUACUGACGCCUAUGGAUAUUAAAGUUCUAGAAAAAAAAAAUAGACACACAGAUACAUUGGCACUCUCACCAUAAUUCGAAUGACAGGGAAGUUGAGUGCGAAUGGGAGGUUUAACCUGUCAGCAUUUGAGGCAAGGGACACACUACUUCGGGCGAUUCGAUCCCCAACGCACGAUGAAGUGCUGUUUCUUGUGUAACAGUGCUUGGUGAAGUAAAUGACUCACAAGGCUCUGGCACUUGUAUAAAUAUAUUAAAAUCUAGUCUGCGCAUUCCAUUUCUUCAAAAAGAUAGCGAUAUACCGGCGUUCAUAGAUAAAAAAAAAACAUGCGUAUCUCAGGCCGCUGUCUCGUGGGCUCCUCGUGCAGUUUACCAUCUCUAUUUCAAUUGGCACAUAGGCACGCUGGCGUGCAUGUCUGGGUAUAAAAGGAUGAGGCAUUUCGGCCUCCGGAGUGACAACGGUACUGCGGUACUAAGUGAGUGGCAGUAAAACGUGUUACGUCGAUAGCGUUUUUGUUCCGUCCGACUUGACGCUACAGACGAGUGACUGGAAUACGUGCAUGUAUAUCGCUGGAGUUUGUGACCUUCCAAAUGAUGCACUCGUCACCUCAAUCUCUGCCGUUUAUUUUCUUUUUUUUUGUGCUCGGCGUGUGAAGGUACUGAGCCCUGAAUGACAAAAAAAAAUUAUGGAAUGAAAUUUAACGCUAGGCUCGCUGCGCGAAAAAUUGGCAGACUUAAGACAACCCUUAGUCAAUUGCUGUCCUAAGCAACUCGCUUUCAUCUUUAAAUACGUACCAUUUAGGAAAUGUUAGCGC
Molecule: messenger RNA, 2574 nt
Organism: Dermacentor andersoni
Lineage: Eukaryota; Metazoa; Arthropoda; Arachnida; Ixodida; Ixodidae
Product: monocarboxylate transporter 13-like
Biological process (GO): transmembrane transport
Molecular function (GO): monocarboxylic acid transmembrane transporter activity
Source: RefSeq, a predicted model, not a curated record